UUGCUGGAAUAGCGGAUAAUGGUGUAUUUACAUCGCCGGAAGUGGCAAAAGCUUUUGAUUUUACCGCGGAGGAGAGGAUAUAUAAAUGGUGGGAGUCUCAAGGAUAUUUCAAGCCAAAUCUUGAGAGGGGAGGAGAUCCUUUUGUAGUUUCAAUGCCACCUCCUAAUGUAACUGGCUCGUUGCACAUGGGACAUGCUAUGUUUGUCACUCUUGAGGAUAUAAUGUCCAGUGCCGCUAAUAGAACUUCUUCUUUAGCAAGAGUUUCAUCUGAUGUGAGAAAAGUUGCUCCUGUAUUCUCAUCUGUUAAACAAUUCUUUGUGAGCUUUGAGUUUCUAUUUCUUGUUGAUCUAUAUGGCAGGACAAUAACAAAUCAGAUAAAGAGACUCGGUGCUUCUUGUGAUUGGACCAGGGAACGCUUCACCCUUGAUGCUCAGCUGAGUCGAGCCGUUGUCGAGGCCUUUGUUAGGCUCCACGAGAAAGGUCUAAUCUAUCAAGGAUCUUACAUGGUCAACUGGUCCCCUAAAUUACAGACUGCAGUUUCUGACUUGGAAGUAGAGUACUCAGAAGAACCAGGCGCUCUGUACCACAUUAAGUACCGCGUUGCUGGUGGUACAAGGGAUGACUUUCUGACAAUCGCAACCACAAGACCAGAGACUUUAUUUGGAGAUACAGCAAUAGCAGUGAAUCCAGAGGAUGAACGAUAUUCCAAGUACAUAGGAAAGAUGGCUAUUGUGCCAAUGACUUAUGGUCGGCAUGUCCCCAUAAUUUCUGAUAAGUAUGUUGAUAAAGACUUUGGAACUGGUGUCUUGAAGAUAAGCCCUGGACAUGAUCACAAUGAUUACCUGCUUGCUCGGAAGCUUGGGCUUCCCAUUCUUAAUGUCAUGAAUAAAGAUGGAACACUGAAUGAAGUUGCUGGUUUAUACUGUGGUCUUGAUCGGUUUGAGGCACGGAAGAAACUCUGGUCAGAACUCGAGGAGACAGGUCUAGCAGUGAAAAAGGAGGCCUAUACUAUGCGAGUUCCUAGAUCACAACGUGGUGGAGAGAUAAUAGAGCCUCUAGUAAGCAAACAGUGGUUUGUGACAAUGGAUUCGUUGGCAGAAAGGGCUCUCCAUGCAGUGGAAAAGGGAGAACUAACCAUCGUGCCCGAAAGAUUUGAGAAGAUUUCUGAGCAGAUCAUUGAGAUAUAUAAUCACUGGCUGUCAAAUAUCAAGGACUGGUGUAUAAGCAGGCAAUUAUGGUGGGGGCACCGCAUACCAGUUUGGUACAUUGUUGGUAAAAAAUGUGAAGACGAGUACAUAGUUGCUAGGAAUAAUGAAGAAGCUCUUGAAAAAGCACGUGAAAAAUAUGGAAAGGACGUCGAAAUAUAUCAAGACCCAGAUGUUCUUGACACCUGGUUUUCAAGGCAUGACAUAUUGUUCUUUUGGGUAGCAAGAAUGGUGAUGAUGGGGAUUGAAUUCACGGGCACAGUUCCAUUUUCACAUGUUUACCUUCACGGACUUAUACGAGAUUCUCAAGGCCGCAAAAUGUCUAAAUCGCUUGGAAAUGUUAUAGAUCCACUUGAUACAAUCAAAGAUUAUGGAACUGAUGCUCUAAGGUUCACUCUCUCUCUAGGAACUGCUGGCCAGGAUCUCAAUUUAUCAACUGAAAGGUUGACUUCUACUAAAGCUUUCACCAACAAACUGUGGAAUGGUGGCAAGUUUGUGUUACAGAAUUUGCCGCCUCAGAGUGAUUUAUCAGCUUGGACAGCUAUUCAGGACUAUAAGUUUGAUGAGGAAGAGUCACUGCUCAAGCUACCUCUACCAGAAUGUUGGGUGGUGACAAAACUUCAUAUGCUGAUUGAUGCUGUCACCAUGAGUUAUGACAAGUUCUUCUUGGAGAUGUUGCCCGGGAAAUCUAUGAUUUUUUCUGGGCUGAUUUUGCUGAUUGUUAUUGCUUAUGUUCUUAUCUCAUGCUUGUAUAUUGAAGCAAGUAAAGCCCGGCUCUAUCAAGGAGAUGGCUCAGUUGCUUCUGUGGCACAAGCAGUUCUCUUGUAUGUCUUUGGAUCAAUACUGAAAUUACUUCACCCAUUUAUGCCAUUUGUAACUGAAGAGCUUUGGCAGUCAUUACCCAACAGAAAAGAAGCUCUUAUAGUAUCAGCUUGGCCAUCAACCUCUCUUCCAAGGCAAACCGAAUCUGUGAAGAAAUUUGAGAAUUUACAGGCUUUGACAAGAGCAAUUCGAAAUGCACGGGCAGAGUACUCUGUUGAACCAGCAAAGCGUAUAUCCGCAUCAAUUGUUGCAAAUGCAGAGGUUAUUCAGUAUAUUUCUAAAGAAAAGGAUGUUUUGGUUCUUCUCUCUAGACUGGAUUUGGAGAACGUAAGCUUUUCCCAAUCUCCCCCAGGAGAUGCUAGUCAAUCAGUCCAUCUUGUUGCCAGUGAAGGUUUAGAAGCAUACCUUCCACUUGCUGACAUGGUAGAUAUCUCGGCUGAGAUGCAGCGCCUUUCCAAGCGCCUAGCUAAAAUGCAAACUGAAUAUGAUGGACUUAUGGCUCGCUUAAGCUCUCCAAGUUUACACUCCAGAAAUCAAAUCAUUUCUGUUUAUCUACAGUUUGUUGAGAAAGCUCCUGAGGAUAUUGUUCGUGGGGUUCGAGAAAAAGCAGCAGAAGCAGAAGAGAAAGUAACUUUAACAAGAAACCGGCUAGCUUUUCUCCAGUCCACAACGCUCAUGCCAAAUCAAGCUCAAUGA
This is a messenger RNA of Salvia splendens (bonfire salvia), 2723 nucleotides long. Its product is annotated as valine--tRNA ligase, chloroplastic/mitochondrial 2. NCBI's taxonomy places the organism in Eukaryota, Viridiplantae, Streptophyta, Magnoliopsida, Lamiales, Lamiaceae. The annotation marks the transcript as partial. Gene Ontology annotation, cellular component: cytosol. The transcript is spliced from 28 exons. Gene Ontology annotation, biological process: valyl-tRNA aminoacylation. The record is from RefSeq and is a predicted model, not a curated record. Gene Ontology annotation, molecular function: aminoacyl-tRNA deacylase activity; ATP binding; valine-tRNA ligase activity.